AUGGUGCAAGCUAGGAAGAUCAAGUACGACAUCAUCGGACUGACCGAGACGAGAAGGCAUGCUAUAUUUGAGACAGGAGAAGAACUGUUCCUUGGAACAUGCGACAGCAGAGGCGUCGGCGGCGUAGGUGUCCUCGUCAAUACGCACUUGGCCAUGAACAUUGGUUCGUACGAAAGCUUAACAACCCGAAUCGGACAUUUGCGAUUAAGGAUAUGUGACUCAACCCCAUCUCUAAUCAUCUUCGUUGCCUACGCACCAACAUCAACCUAUGAAGAAGAAGAGUUGGAGGCGUUUUACAUGGAUCUGGAGAGAAUCCUUGGACAGUAUCGUGAUGAUAGGGACUACCAAAAUGUUCGUGUUCAACGCAUUGUUCGUACUAGCGGACACUCCUGCUUGGCUGAGGAAUCUGCAAUAAAAAUCUGCAAUCAACAGGCAUCACUCAAUCCUAUGAGGAACCUGUCCUCUAUCCCCAUAGCAGCCACCUUCGAGUUGUGGUGGGGCAAUCACGACUUUGGUGCCUUUAUCAAUAGCACUGAAGUUUACGCCCCUACAUUUGACUAUACCCUAUUUUCUCAAAUGGUUGCGGGAUACGCUGUCGGCAUAGGAUGCACCGAUACGUGCUAUGGCAAGAAAUCGGUGUUCUGCUCUUUACUACAGUGCUAA
Haemonchus placei is the source of this 663-nucleotide messenger RNA. The record is from the annotation of a GenBank genome assembly. Lineage: Eukaryota; Metazoa; Nematoda; Chromadorea; Rhabditida; Trichostrongylidae.